UAAAACUGGUUUUAUUUGACAGUGACAGUUUCUCCAAGCUAGGUUAGCCAAAAGAAGUCAUUAGCUUUACCUGCAACAUGCUAAACUCAAAGCUAAACUCUGCUGCGUUUGGUGCCGUGUUUGAGGGGUCAAACGGAGGGAGCUACAGACUGCGAGAGGAGCAAGUGCUGAGCAAAGCAAAGUGUCUCCAGGCUCAGCCCCUCCAUCCUUGGACUCCUGACUUCAUCAUGAUGCCUUCAGGGUAUCGGUUUUAUGCUCCGCUGACUGUGUUUAAUGAAGUUGCCAUCUCAUUCUGUGAUGGUGAGACCUGGAGGGAACAGUUCAAGUCCAGAUUGAAAUCCACAGAGUUACCUGAAGACUGUGGCCAACAUUAUGCUGAUGUUCUGGAGUUUAUCGAUGAUGUUCAAAAGCUCAGAAACAGCACAGUGGAUGUUGUGCAGCGGCGUCGAGGCUGCAGCCUAUCUGCUGAUGGCACUGUCUCUGGGUUUGAGCUCUGGGCUCUCAAUGGGAUGGACUUUCUGACCUUUGACCCUGGAAUUUCAGAAUGGACAGCCAGAUCCCCUACAGCGCAAAGAGUCCAACACCUCUGGAACCAAAACAAACCUAAAAAAUUUGCCUUUUCCCAUUUUAUUAAUCAUCGGUGUCCAGAGAUCAUGAGAAAAACAGUAUUAACCACACUCUCUGAAAACACAGAGGUGCAGAUUUUUGCCAAGCUCACGUCAGUAAACGAUGAAGUGCAGCUGAAGUGUCAUGUGACGUCCUCAGACCAAUCAGUGAGCUCUGUGCAUCUGAUUGGAGACGGUGCACCCAGAGUGAAAUGGGUGUCAGUGACUGCUCCUUUACCCGGUGGAGAUGGAUCUGUGGUUCUUCUCCUCACAGCUGGCAUCAGAGCAGAUCAGAGCAUUUAUCAGUACGGCUGCACAGUACAAACAGAGAAGGGAAAUAUCACAACAUUUUGGAACGGAAAAACUCUUAAUGGACAGCGCAUCUAUUACAGUUUAAGGGACAAGAUUCUACCUGCUGUUUUUGGAUGUGUUGCCAUCAUUGGAGUGAUCAUUGUCAUAUCCUGUACAAUGAUAAUUUUAUUGAAGUAUUUUAAAAUGAAAAAGCAGUCUCGACCUCCCCCAAGAUCAGAGCUCACACAGAAGCUUUAUGAAGAGGGUUUUAUCAAGAGCUCCACUUUGUAUCCAGACAUAAGGAACAUCCUACUGUCUUUCAUUUACGACUCAAGACGGCCAAAGACAGAUCUAUGACCAAUGGCGUGCAAUGAUGUGGACUCAAAACAACUAUGAUUCUGAAUUCUACCCUUUGCUAAAAUAACCAGAAUUGUAUUAAUUAUUCAAUACACAUUUCAAAGAGCCCUACAUUAUAUUUGCUUCAACUGUAACUAUGUUAAUACAGUGCAAAUAAAAGGUA
Molecule: messenger RNA, 1416 nt
Organism: Boleophthalmus pectinirostris (great blue-spotted mudskipper)
Lineage: Eukaryota; Metazoa; Chordata; Actinopteri; Gobiiformes; Gobiidae
Product: hereditary hemochromatosis protein homolog
Exons: 7
Coding region: 78-1253 (391 amino acids)
Source: RefSeq, a predicted model, not a curated record